CAAGAAAUUUACUCUUUCACAGUGAAAACCAAUUCCUGUUUUCCCACGAGUUGGUGUUCCUACGGAGUGGAUCGCCGCAGAUGUCUCAGACCGCUCAAUGAAUCUGAAUCGGCAAAAGUUCCGAUCGCCGCCGCUCCCCAUCUCUCCGACGGUAGCUAGCAAUGUUUCUGUCAAGACGUCAAUGAAUCCGAGCCUCAAAAUGCCCAAGAGAUCGAUCCUCAGACCAACCCUAACCCUAGCCAUUCUCAUAUCCCUCUUUUCCCUUUACACCUUCCUCAAUUCCUUCGUCUUCUCUAAACCCCUGGCGGUCAACAAUGGCGUUGUCAAUUUUGGUUCAGCAAGCAAUGGAGAGUAUUUCGGGGCGGAACCUCAGGUGCCAGUGAAGGUUUAUAUGUACGAUCUACCUAGGGAUUUCACCUACGGUGUGAUUGAGAGCUACAAUUUGGCCCGUGGAGGGGAGAAGGUAAAGGAAGACGCAUUGCUCAAGUACCCUGGUACCCAGCAUUCAGCUGAAUGGCACCUCUUCACCAGCUUACUUGUCCAGGAUCAUGGCCGGAUGGGGUGGUCUAUUGUUCCAGUGUCAGACCCCGAUCAGGCCGAUCUCUUCUUUGUGCCAUUUUUUUCAUCCUUGAGCCUUGUUGUAAAUCCUGUGAAUCGGCCUCGCUCAGGGGAGGGGCCUGUGUAUAGUGAUGAGAAGAUGCAGGAUGCUUUGAUUGAGUACCUGGAACAACAAGAACAUUGGAAUAGGAAAAAUGGGUGGGAUCAUGUAUUCAUUUGUCAGGAUCCUAAUGCCUUGUACAAAGUCGUGGAUAAGGUGAAGAACGGGGUGCUGUUGGUAUCAGAUUUUGGUAGGUUGGCUCAUGAUCAGGCCUCCCUAAUUAAGGAUGUGAUAUUGCCUUACUCACAUCGCAUUAAUACAUAUCAGGGAGAUGUUGGGAUACAAAACCGCAAGACUUUGCUCUUCUUUAUGGGAAAUCGGUAUCGGAAAGAGGGAGGGAAAAUCCGUGAUUUGCUCUUCCAAGUUCUUGAGAGUGAAAAUGAUGUCAUUAUAAAGCAUGGUACACAGUCUAGGGAGAGCCGCCGUGCGGCAUCCCAAGGAAUGCAUACUUCAAAAUUCUGUUUACAUCCGGCUGGUGACACUCCGUCAGCUUGCCGUUUGUUUGAUGCUAUUGUGAGCUUGUGCAUCCCUGUUAUUGUUAGCGACUUUAUUGAGUUGCCUUUUGAGGAUGCCAUAGACUAUAGAAAGAUCGCAAUCUUUAUCGAUUCAGACACCGCUAUAAAGCAAGGCGCUUUGGUUAAAAUCCUUAGGGAAUUGAGCAUGGAGAACAUUUUGGAAUUUCAACGCGAGUUAAAAAAGGUCAAACAUUAUUUUGAAUACGAGGACCCAAAUGGAACAGUAAAAGAAAUAUGGCGACAAGUUUCUUCAAAGUUACCACACAUUAAGCUAAUGAUCAAUCGCGAUAAGCGACUGGUGAAGAGGGACUUGAAUGGCCUGCUGGAUUGCUCUUGUAUCUGCUCUAACCAGUCAAUAAUUCCUACAACAUUAUGACACUCUGCUUGGCUACAUUUAUUCAUCUGUUCAUGGCUGAUAUACGUCGACUCCAAAUACACAGACAUUGCCUUAUUUCCGAAAGGUAUAAAAGUUAAGAGCAACGUUAUGAUGUAUAUUUACGGUAUGUUCAUUAUGUUAACCACAAUAAUUUUAGUGUAAUGUAAUUGGAAUGGGUUUGUGUAUACCUCUGUAAGAUGUGAAUAUAAAAUGGAAAGCUAAUAUAACCUAUUGGUCUUUCAAUUGUGACCUAAAAAACAGAAUAACCUUUCAAGUUUCAACUACACACCAGCAGUGGCGUUAUUGUAGAACUUGCGUAACCAAACGGUCCAUACCAAUUGAGAAUACAACAUUAUGAUGAUCUUUAGAAACACGAAGUCAUUUCCACAAGGCAGAAAAGCCCACUAUCAAGUGGCAUCAAAAUCCUUUCAUCCAAGUGCUAUUAUCCUUCAAAUGGAUUGUAGUUCCUUCAAACAAGAAAAAAUAUGAGAUCUCAUACAACAAAAACAUUUAAACAAUAAUAUCAAGCAUUUGUUUGUUAAAUAAAAAAAUAAUUUGAUAACAUUUCU
Cuscuta campestris is the source of this 2118-nucleotide messenger RNA. Lineage: Eukaryota; Viridiplantae; Streptophyta; Magnoliopsida; Solanales; Convolvulaceae. The record is from the annotation of a GenBank genome assembly.